CAUCAUCUUCAGCUGUAAUUGCUCUCUUGUAUCAUCAAAUGCAGAUGAGGGAGGUGGCGAGAGGUGUACAGUAUAUAAGCAGGGAACAGUCUUGGUCUCAGUACCUUGCUUUUCCCUCAACUUGCCUCAGCAUCUCUGCUCUCACGCCUCCACCCACAAACACUACCAAAAUGGCCUUCGCUGGAAGAUGGGAAACUGAGACCCAGGAGGGAUACGAUGAGUUCUGCAAACUGCUUGGCAUCCCUGAUGACAUCAUUGAGAAGGGCCGUGAUUACAAGCUGAUCACAGAGGUCACCCAGAAUGGUGAUGACUUCUCCUGGACCCAGAUCUACCCCACAAACGCCAAGGUCACCAACAAGUUCACCGUCGGCAAGGAGGCCGACAUGGAGACCAUUGGAGGAAAGAAAUUCAAGGCCACAGUGUACAUGGAGGGAGGCAAGCUAAGCGUGACCUUCCCCAACUACCACCACACCUCCGAGAUCAGUGGAGGCAAGCUUGUCGAGACCUCCAAAGCUGGUUCUGUACUGCUUAAGAGAACCAGCAAGAAGAUCUAACUGCUGACUGCCCUUUGACCUCAGUUACAAUGGAAACCUCUACAGCAACUGCAAUAAAUAAACUAAGAAUAUGAACAUGAA
Messenger RNA from Siniperca chuatsi (mandarin fish), 635 nucleotides. RefSeq names its product gastrotropin-like. The transcript is spliced from 4 exons. Bases 39 to 554 code for a protein of 171 amino acids. Gene Ontology annotation, molecular function: fatty acid binding. Gene Ontology annotation, cellular component: nucleus; cytosol. Gene Ontology annotation, biological process: fatty acid transport. The record is from RefSeq and is a predicted model, not a curated record. Lineage: Eukaryota; Metazoa; Chordata; Actinopteri; Centrarchiformes; Sinipercidae.